CAUAUCCUCUAUCCUGUUUCCACUUCAUCCGCAUCACCAGUUCAUUUCUUCUCCGACAUCUCCCUCUUCCAAGCCAAGUAGCCAACCUCACUUCAAUGGUGGGAACUAGAUUUCAAAUUUAGCCAAGUACGAGCAUGUCUUCUUGUCUUCUUCCUCAGUUCAAGUGCCUGCCUGAUUCCUUCUCUAUCCAGUUCAGAACCUCUCACUACCUCUCAAAACACGGCAAGGAUGGUGUAUUCUUCCAACCGCAAUGUACCGCAUCGGUAUCAGCUCCUUCAGUGCUUGAUGUGGAGAACCUGAGACUGCCCUCUUUCAACACUCACUCAGAUUCCCUCGUAUCGGAUGAUCGAUGGACUUGUACUGGAAUCAUCGGUCCUCCUACUCAGGAAAAAUAUUCAGAAGCUUUAGCCUCUGAAACGCUUCUCACCGGUGAUGAAGCAGUAGUUGUGGCUGCUGCUGCUGAAGCAGUUGCUCUCGCAAGGGCUGCCGUCAAAGUUGCAAAAGAUGCUGCGUUAGUUUACAACAGCUACAGCACAAAGUUAUCGGUUUCGUCCACAGAUGACAAACGCUCCAAAUGGGACCGGUUUACGGAGAAGGAACGUGCUGGCAUAAUGGGGCAUCUAGCGGUUUCUGGGACUGGAAUCGUGGUCGAUGAAUGUACUGCCCAUGACUCUGACAAAGAUCCGUGUGAUGAUUCUGAACAGAUGGACAAAGAACUCAAAAUUCUUGAGGAGCGACUUUCCGUGGGUAUAGCAGUGAGAUCUACACGCCAGAUUGAAAGGAAGGCUCGUCGGGCAAGAGGGCUUGAGAAAGUUACGCCCGGUAUUGUGUCCGUGAAGGCCGGUGCAAGGAAUAGAAGAAAACGGGUUUCUUCACAAGAUGUUGACCAUGCUGAUCCUUUGCGGUACUUAAGAUGGACAACAAGCACUUCCAGGCUUCUGACGGCAAGAGAAGAACAGGAGUGUUCAGAAGGGAUACAGGACCUACUGAAGUUGGAACGGCUUCGGGAAGAGAUAGCCGAGCGUUGUGGCGGUCAACCAACGUUGGCACAGUGGGCUUCUGCUGCUGGAGUUGAUCAGAAAACUCUAAGGAAGCGUAUAAAUAACGGCAUAAUUUGCAAGGACAAGAUGGUUAAAAGCAACAUACGUCUGGUUAUAUCGAUUGCGAAGAAUUAUCAAGGAGCUGGAAUGAACCUCCAAGAUCUUGUCCAGGAAGGAUGCCGAGGGCUUCUGAGGGGAGCUGAGAAGUUUGAUGCUACUAAAGGUUUCAAAUUUUCAACUUAUGCGCAUUGGUGGAUCAAGCAAGCCGUUCGAAAGACUCUCUCUGAUCAAUCUCGGACGAUUAGAUUACCCUUUCACAUGGUGGAGGCAACGUACCGAGUGAAGGAAGCUAGAAAGCAGCUCUACACCGAAAACCGAAGGCAGCCCAAUAAUGAAGAAGUCGCGGAGGCAACUGGGCUCUCGAUGAAGAGGCUCAAUGCAGUUCUACUCUCUCCUAAACCUCCAAGAUCGCUCGAUCAAAAAGUCGGAAUCAACCAAAACCUCAAACUUUCGGAAGUGAUAGCGGAUCCGGAAGCGGAAACGGCAGAAGAGGUGCUGAUAAAGCGGUGCAUGAGGGAGGACCUGGACAAGGUGAUGGAGAAGGUGUUGAGUCCGAGGGAGAAGCGGGUGAUAAAGUGGAGGUUCGGGAUGGAGGACGGGAGGAUGAAGACGUUGCAGGAGAUCGGGGAGGCGAUAGGCGUCAGCCGAGAGCGGAUCAGACAGAUCGAGUUGUCNGCAUUCCGGAAACUCAAGAACAAGAAGAGGACCGCCCAUUUGCUCCAGUAUUUGGUUGCUUAAUCUUACAAUACAGCACCACCACCACACGGGAAAUGCUUUUAUAUAUAUAUAUAUAUAAAUAAUUUCGCUCUA
Molecule: messenger RNA, 1910 nt
Organism: Tarenaya hassleriana
Lineage: Eukaryota; Viridiplantae; Streptophyta; Magnoliopsida; Brassicales; Cleomaceae
Product: RNA polymerase sigma factor sigB
Exons: 7
Coding region: 135-1838 (567 amino acids)
Biological process (GO): DNA-templated transcription initiation; regulation of DNA-templated transcription
Molecular function (GO): DNA-binding transcription factor activity
Source: RefSeq, a predicted model, not a curated record